This is a messenger RNA of Macrobrachium nipponense, 2591 nucleotides long. RefSeq names its product centromere/kinetochore protein zw10 homolog (gene Zw10). The record is from RefSeq and is a predicted model, not a curated record. NCBI's taxonomy places the organism in Eukaryota, Metazoa, Arthropoda, Malacostraca, Decapoda, Palaemonidae. Gene Ontology annotation, biological process: endoplasmic reticulum to Golgi vesicle-mediated transport; mitotic spindle assembly checkpoint signaling. The transcript has 16 exons. Gene Ontology annotation, cellular component: RZZ complex. Bases 121 to 2448 code for a protein of 775 amino acids.
CCGUGGUAAGUGGGGUUGCCGUUGCAAAGGAAAACCCUCGACCUGAAGUGCUGCGCUGAACAGAGCCUACUCCUAGUAUAGAAUUUGGCGGCGAAUAUUCUUUCUCAGGCCAACUGACCUAUGACAGCCAAGUUAAGCAAUUUUAAAUUACUUGGCUACUCUUUAAAAGUCAACAGGAACCAUGUCCUUUGUUGGGGAUGUGUUAGUUUCAGUUCGGAACAAAAGUGGAAAAGCAGUUUUCAAAAUAGCCAAUUGGAAGGAAAACUUGUCUUGAAAGCAGAAGAGGCACAGUUAGGUGCUUGUCAGGAUUUGAGGUCCCAGUAUUGCUCCUUGUCUUUAGAUGUACAGAUCACCACUCAACUCCACCACCGUAUUAACACAGCAGUUGAUGAACUUACUCAACUGCAAGACUCAGUUCAACAAGAGGUUGCCUAUGGUGUCAAAGGAAGUGUUGGUGAAGUUGAUGGAUUGGUUAGAAAAUGGAGAGAAGUCUACGAGGGGCUCAAGUCGGUCAGCUUACUUCUCUCAGCACAUAAACACCUGGAUGAUGCCCACAAAGCUGAAAUGAGCCAUGAAUUUCGCAAUACAGCCCAAAAUUUAGCAGAGGUUGACAGAAUAUUAGGGGAUGCAUCAAAGAAAGAGAUUGAAAGCCAGCUGGAUGUAGUGAGCGCAUUGCAGGAUGCAGUGGUGAUAAGAAGAAUGCAGCUGGUCUACACAGUUGGUGAAGUUUGGAAUGAGACAGUAUCAUGGGAUGAGGAGAGGAGGAAUAAUGGCUCAAGGGUAGUGACUCUGCUGAUCAAAGUAGGAGGAGAAUCAUCCAAGGAGUCUUUGCAGAAGCUUCAGCAGAUGUUUGAGGCUUUAUACAUGUUGGGGGAAUUGCAAAGACGUAUCAAAGCUCUGGGGAAAAAUUUAAUGCGUUAUUUCUUCAGGCCAAUCAUCAAUUGUCAUGCUGAACUCAAAGUGACAGAGCGUAGUGAUGGUUAUUCUAUUCAGGUGACACAGCAGGACAGUAAAAAGGGGAAUUUUCCCGCAGCAGUAGUUUUUAUGACUUUACAAAAAGUGUUUGCUGUAUUGCAUAGUUCUCUUCUUAGUCUAUCAAUAAAGGCUGGCGAAGAAGAGGUGUCACUUAUGCAGUUGCUUGGCAGAGAAGUAAGUGAAGAAUUCACCCAAGUUUUAAUAAAGGAAUGCCUUGCUGAAGCAGUUCCUUGUAGCCAGGCUCAGCUAAAUAAGUAUGAAGAAGUAAAAGUGGCAGCCAAAGAUUUCCAACAAUUUUUGGUCGAUAAAGGGUUCUAUAGGCCUGAUGAAAUGUCUAUUAUGGAGUAUGCUGCAAAUGUUGACACAGUAUUCAGCAAUAAAGCUUGUGCUCAUAUCAUGGAAAGAGCAAGAGAAUUGAUGGUCAGACCAGUCCAUGUUUUGGUUUGCAUCACACCUUUGGAGCCUGAUGGUCCUUUAGUCAUACAGGAUGAAGGCGGCAACAAAUUAAUAAAGAGCACAAUGAAACUCGAAAACCUCUUAUCUGCAAAAACCUUCAACCUUCCUCGCUGUCAGAUCAGUGCUUCUAUGUGUGACCUUGUAGAGUUGAUAUACGAAACAAUGGAAGAAGCAUGCACAAGCUCACCGCAGCAUGCUGGACGACUUUUCUACACAGUGCGAAAUAUUUUGUCCCUAUACUGCCAUGUGGUGCCUACUGCACAUGCUUACUCUCUAGCCACAUUACCUCAACAAGCAGCUGUAAUCCACAAUAAUAGCAUGUACUUGGGUCAUCAUGCUUUGCUUUUAGGUCAUCAGUACAAAAGCAAAUUCCCCCAGGACUUGAGAGAGAGCAUCCUAACAACAGUUGACCUUGGUCACGAGCUGCGGAAAAUGGCAACUACCACUUUCUUGAAGGCUUUGCAAGGCCAUCGCACUGCCCUUAUUGAUACCCUUAGAGAAUCAUGUGGCUUAGACACAAUAGGCUGUAACAUAGAUGGUGUCAGUAAAGCAGAACAGGGCAUGAGGCAGUGCCUUCACCAAUUGCAGCUGCUGCAUCGUGUUUGGCAAACUGUACUUCCUUGUUCUGUCUAUACCAAAGCUAUGGGAGUCUUGAUAAGUUCUGUUAUUGAGGAGGUAAUAACACGUGUGGUGAGCUUGGAAGACAUAUCUGCAGACUGUGCCUUAGCUCUUAUCAAUUUGCUGAAUCUCCUGAAGGAUAAUGUACCAGCUCUGUUCAUAGUUGAAGGAGAAUCUGCAACCUUAGCAGAUGAUGUAGUCUGUUAUGUGAAGUUAUGGGGAAAAUUUUCAGAAUUGAUAAUUGUAUUAGGAGCAAGCUUGCGUGAAAUACUGGAUCGCUGGGCUGAAGGGAAAGGUCCUCUUGCUCAUGAAUUUACACCUGAUGAAGCCAAACAGCUUAUCAGAGCACUUUUUCAAAAUACAGACAAAAGGGCUCAUGUUUUAGCCAAAAUCAAAUAGCUGUUUCUUGUACCUAAAGUAGGUAAUUGUCUGGGUGUUUAUUGUCAUUUUAUUUUACUAUGGCUAGAAAUUGAUGAUUUAUCUCUUGAAAUGACAUCAUUCUUGGUUUUUUUAUUGAAGAAUAAAGCUACUAAUGAAUAUAG